Molecule: messenger RNA, 7897 nt
Organism: Anastrepha ludens (Mexican fruit fly)
Lineage: Eukaryota; Metazoa; Arthropoda; Insecta; Diptera; Tephritidae
Gene: Eip75B
Product: ecdysone-inducible protein E75
Exons: 7
Coding region: 1286-5992 (1568 amino acids)
Biological process (GO): hormone-mediated signaling pathway; cell differentiation; negative regulation of transcription by RNA polymerase II
Molecular function (GO): RNA polymerase II cis-regulatory region sequence-specific DNA binding; zinc ion binding; nuclear receptor activity
Source: RefSeq, a predicted model, not a curated record
UCUUCUUUUAGUUGAAAUUCUAACUUCAAAAUGUGAAACAAUACAAACAGUCUUCAUCUGCAUGCAACCCUACGUCUAUCCAAAAUGUAUAAAUAACAGAAGUGAUUGCGGUGAAGCGAGUUUCUAAAUCAAUAACUUCUUAGGCAUGCACAUAAAUAAUUUACGCAUGCCGGCGAAAACACAUUUAUGUGGGACUUGCCGAAAAAUAAAAAAUUGUCUAAAAGUUUGUUAUUAAGUAUAAGUGCUCAAAUCUACAUACAUAUAUAAAUAAUUAAAAAUAAUAAGCAUAGAUAAUUUCCAGAGUGAGUGCAACAAUACUUGAAUUCUUCAUAUUUAAGAAAACCAAAAAGUAUUAUUACUUAAAAAAUUAGUGCUUACACUUGUAUAAAAGGAGAAUACAUACAUAUAUUUUUUAUAAAAACAAUGAAACAAUUUCCAGAGGCAAAGUAUAAUAUGAGAGACUACAACGUUCAGCACUCAGGACAUUGUUAAACAUUAUUUUUCGAUAAUAUUUUAAAUGUGAGAUUGCAUCAAAUGUGAUUGUGAAAAAGUAAAUCAUUGCAUUCGACAAAAAGAAUAACUAAUAAAUAAUGCAUAAUACACGAAACCAUUAAUAAAUUCGAAAACGCAAGCAUUUCUGUCACCAUAUGAGUAUAUUAAUAACCUAAAUAUACCUACAGCUAUUUGGAGUGCCGUUAUUAUGAAUUUAACUUCCGGAAUGGGAUUACUUUUGUCUUUCUAUGCUCUGGCUUUUGCAAAUCUCUUAAAAAAGAACCAAGCGAAACACCAACAUAUUUCCUAAUGAGUGAAAGCAGGAAGGAAGAAUGUUCUGCAUGACGUAUAACACAAUUUUCGAAUGAGCAUAUUGUGUAUAAAUGCAAUAAAGUUAAGGAUAUGAUUAACGUAAUUUAAGGGAAAUGAAUUCAUAGGAAUAUUUACAUUGAAACUAGAAGGCUGAAAAUUUUAUAAUUCUUGGUAAUAUUAAAAAGCACGAGAGAAUAAUAAUAAGAGAAAAAUAUGUUAUAUGACACAUAGAGGAAGGAUAAAAUCAACACAACCAAAUAUAAGCUGAGAAAAAGAGACUGACUAUUACAUUAAGCUUUCUGAGAAGUCUAAAUAGAGUCUAAGACGAACAAAAUCAAAUCAGUGAAAAAGAGAAUUGAGAAAGGAAAAACAGAACGAAAUACACACACUUAUCGGAUCCAUUUUCCUAUAUUCUAUAAUUAGAUUGCUAAAUCACCAUCACAUUGAAGUCUGUUUUUGUAAUAUAAUUGCAAUAGACAAAAUGCUAAAGAAAUUUAAAUGCCUGGAAGCAACUGCUACAAUGGCGAACUCCAACAAUCAAACAACGACAACGACCAGCAACAAUUCCAAUACAAAUAGUUUAAUUGGCAGUGGAUUGUCUUAUUCAAAAUUAAUUAAAACAGAGCCUAUCGAUUUGGAAAUGUCAUAUGUGAACACAAGUGACUUGAAAGAAUUACGUCUGGAUAAUAUAAUAGAAAAAAAUGUAACAAUAAAACCGAAUAUGAAGGAAACUGUAGCUAAGACCUUAUCCUCACCAGCUGUUAAUUACCAACAUGUGCAGAUACAAACAGUGCAACCAAGGCAGCCCGGAGCAGGUUUACUAACCAACUCUAACACCAUGCAAAAAAUUAUUUUGACGCCACGAGUUGAGUUUAUUCAACGGCCAACUUCUACCCGUGAAAUAGAAGCAGAAAUGGGCACGAUUAUAAAGCACGUUUACACACAGCAAUCCAACACAAAGGAUCAACAGCAACAGUCCUUUACCAACUCAAGUGCACAAGCUAUUCAACGCGUUCCACAAUCCUUACAACAAGAUUCCAAUGGACCGCAAAUUAUAAUUACUCGAUCCUUACCAACUAAUACAACAUCACAUCUGCCUAUUCAACGCUGUCAUUCUGCUAGCCCAUCACAUUAUCAGCGUAACACUUCUAUUGUAAGCUCAAACAAUAAUUCGAGCACUCCACCACCUUCAUCCCAACAGUCUUUGCAUCAGUAUUCUUCAAACCGUUCGCCUCAACCAUCACCACCUCCGUUGUCCCUACAGCAACAUGUACGGGUUAUCAGAGAUGGCCGGUUAUAUGAAGAACAGACGUCUGGAUCGGUUUUAACAUCUCGUCAUUCGGUCUCACCUCCACCGUUAUUACACCAUCAUCAGUCGCGUUCCGCUCCUAAUUCUCCGGUUGUAGCGCGUCGAUUUUCGAGCUCACCUCAUGGUAUAUCUACAUUAUCUCUAUCCCAACAAAAUACAAUUGAAAAACAUCAAAGUCAUACACAAUUCGUCAUACAUGAUGGGAAACAACAACUGCAAUUAUCCGAUGUUUCAGAACAAUAUCAAAGGCAUAUAGCCAACACACCACCGCAACCUCCACCUCCACCACCACCACCCCCUCACCAAACUUCAUCAGCCACAGCACCAACAUCUUUAUCACAAGCAAUGAUCAAUCCCUCUUUGACAACAACAAGUAAUCAGCAACAUCAGCAGUACGUUCUAUCGUCGUCCACGCGAAAAUACAUCGUCAGCACUACACGCCAAUCGUGCGCAAUGGCUGCAAUAGGCUCCCCUCGACAACAACCGAAUACUCACUUCGCCCAUCAUAAACACCAACAGUUACAACGAUAUCACCUUUCACAACACCAACAAGAGGAAAAUAGUUCGUCACAGUCCGCACCAGUCGCAGCACCUUCGAUACCUAACUUAUCUCGAAAUUUUCGGAUACCCGUGGUAACCAGCAGCAGUAUAAGCAAUAACAAUAACAACAAUGAUCCUCAAUUUCAUAGUCACAGUAACACUGCCAUGCGUCCACCGCCUCCACCACCACCAAAAGUCAAAAACUCUUCCGCUCCUUCUGCUGGCUUGCCCAAUAGCAGCAAUGGGGGAAGCACCAGUCUUAGCUGCCACAACCGUGAGGAGCCAUCCAGCUCCAUUCCAGAUUUAGAAUUCGAUGGUACAACAGUGCUGUGUCGCGUCUGUGGCGAUAAGGCGUCUGGGUUUCAUUAUGGUGUACAUUCCUGUGAAGGUUGCAAGGGAUUUUUCCGACGUUCCAUUCAACAAAAAAUCCAAUAUCGUCCAUGUACAAAAAAUCAGCAAUGUAGCAUUUUACGAAUUAAUCGUAACCGCUGUCAGUACUGUCGACUGAAAAAAUGUAUUGCUGUAGGAAUGAGUCGUGAUGCUGUGCGAUUUGGACGAGUCCCAAAGAGGGAGAAAGCGCGGAUCUUAGCUGCUAUGCAACAAAGCACACAGAAUCGAGGCCAACAACGUGCGCUUGCAGGAGAGCUGGAUGAUCAACCACGACUGAUAGCUGCUGUUCUGCGCGCCCAUCUGGAAACUUGCGAGUUUACAAAGGAAAAAGUUGCUGCCAUGCGUCAAAGGGCGAGAGAGUGCCCCUCAUAUUCAAUGCCAACGCUAUUGGCUUGUCCGCUCAAUCCUGCUCCUGAGUUACAAUCGGAGCAAGAGUUUUCUCAACGCUUUGCCCAUGUUAUUCGUGGGGUUAUUGAUUUCGCCGGUAUGAUACCUGGUUUUCAACUUCUUACCCAAGAUGACAAAUUUACUUUGCUAAAGGCCGGUCUUUUUGAUGCAUUAUUCGUGCGUUUGAUUUGCAUGUUUGAUUCUUCCAUCAAUAGUAUUAUUUGCUUGAAUGGGCAGGUGAUGCGCCGCGAUGCAAUACAGAACGGGGCCAAUGCUCGCUUUUUAGUGGAUUCAACAUUUAAUUUUGCAGAACGUAUGAAUUCGAUGAAUUUAUCAGAUGCCGAGAUCGGGCUAUUUUGUGCGAUCGUAUUGAUCACACCCGAUCGACCUGGAUUGCGCAACAUUGAAUUGAUCGAAAAGAUGUAUAGCCGGUUGAAAGGUUGCUUACAGAAAGUCAUAAGCCAGAAUCGGGCCGAUCAACCUGAUUUCAUGGCAAAGUUGUUGGAAACAAUGCCCGAUUUGCGAACACUAAGCACUCUUCAUACUGAGAAAUUAGUUGUUUUUCGUACAGAGCACAAAGAACUAUUACGACAACAAAUGUGGACAAUGGACGAUGAACAACCAACGAAUGUGAAGAGCCCUGUAAUUAACUGGGACGAUCCGCGUAUGGAUGUUGAGGCGAAAAGUCCACUUGGUUCCGUGUCAAGUACAGAGUCGGCAGACUUAGAGUACACCACUGCAUCUGCCAAUUCAACAUCCCACCAUCACACUAAUCAACAAGGGCCACAACCAUCUGCAUUAGCAUCAUCAGCCCCCCUGUUGGCCGCAUCAUUAUCAGGUUCGUGCCCGUUGCGUAAUAGAGCUAACUCUGGCUCCUCUGGGGAUUCUACCGCUGAAAUGGACAUAGUCGGCUCUCACGCACAUCUAACCCAGAAUGGCUUAACAAUCACUCCAAUUGUUCGUUCGCAUUCCCACCAGCAAUUACAUCAUCAUUUGACUUCUGGUACACCAAAUAGAUAUCGCAAAUUAGACUCACCCACUGAUUCGGGCAUCGAGUCGGGCAAUGAAAAGAACGAUUGUGGCAUCAAAGCAGUCAGCUCUGGCGGAAGUUCUUCUUGUUCCAGCCCACGUUCUAGUGUCGACGACGCCCUUGAUUGUACGGAUGCUGCAGCAGCAAGCACAAGUCAAGUUACAAUAUCUGUUUCACCCGUCCGUUCACCUCAACCUAUCGCUCCGACAUCCACAUCAUUAUCAAAUAGCCUAGCUAACGCGUCAAAUACGCUAAAGCGACAAAUUGUUGACGAUAUGCCCGUAUUGAAACGAGUAUUGCAAGCACCUCCGCUCUACGAUACGAACUCACUAAUGGAUGAAGCGUACAAGCCACAUAAAAAAUUUCGAGCAUUGCGCCAUCGCGAAUUCGAAACCGCAGAAACGGAUCCCAGCUCCACAUCUAACCGUUCUAACAGCAGCGCGAAGACAAGCACAACACUUACGCAAACAAAUAUCCCGGUACAAAGCGCGCAAACAAUCUCAGCCGCAAUUACUCCACCUUCAUCUAUUCAAACCUCGAGCACUGCUCCGGCUUCUGUUGUUGUUUCUAAAUGUACUAUAACACCAGCAUCAUCCCCACGUCCUCACAUCUCAACAGAAAGCGCUGGAAAUUGUCACCAACAAAGUCAAUUGCAUAUGCACUUAACGCGUCAAGCGACGACUACUAAUAUUUGUAAUCAUAGUAAUGGCAACCAUAAUAGCAGUGGUAUCAUUCAGCCACAACAACAAUCUUCCUUGUCUAGCACUCAUUCAGUACUGGCUAAAUCUUUAAUGGCAGAGCCGCGAAUGACUCCUGAACAAAUUAAAAGGUCUGAUAUCAUUCAGAAUUAUAUUAUGCGCGAUCCAGCAUCAUCUUGUUCCGGCACAUCAAACAACCCCGGAAGUCGUAGUCCAGCACCAAUGCAGCAUUUAUCCCCAUUGAACCAAAACUCUCACCAUUACAACUCUGGCGGAUCACCAUCCUCAAGUAAUUCUCCCUCUUGUUCGAGUACUAACUGUGCUUCACCUUCAACCACUACAAUUACAUUACCUUCGCCGCCACCUCCAAACACAUUAGGCCCAACAGCUACGCGAUGGCACGGCCACUCUGUUAUAACAACAACGAGUAUCAAUCAUCGUCAGCAGUCUGUCUCGCCAAGCAGCAAUGGUUCAGCAUCAUCAUCAUCAUCAAAUGGUUGUCAAUAUUUCCAGUCUCCACACUCCACCUCUACUUCAGUAUCUCCACCCCGCCCAUCACCAUCAGCGCUUCAUUCGCCUCCACGUCUAUUAGAACUACAAGUCGAUAUUGCCGACUCACAGCAACCGCUGAAUUUGUCAAAAAAGUCGCCAACACCACCACCCACUAAGCUGCAAGCAUUGGUAGCAGCUGCGUCAGCAGCACAAAGAUAUCCUACCGUAUCUGCCGAUGUUACUGUUACACCGACUAAUGCACAACCCACGCAAACUGUGACCACUGUGACCGCAAAUAGUACGCAGCAAUUACAGGUUCACAAAGUCAUGCUAGAGGCGUAAGCAUCAAAAAUGGGUUAGUGAAUAAGUUCAGUAUAUGUAUUUAUGUAGAGCAAAGAAGAGUAUUCGGAAUGUUCAUAAGUGUAUUAAAGACAUCUUGAGAUUAAUCUAAAAAAAUGAAAAAUACUGCAUUGAAAAAGAUUUCUUGAAAAACUCGAUGUGGUAUCAGAACUGAUGAUGAAUAUCAAAGGAACAUCCACUAUGUAUUAUAUUCAAACAUAUGUACGUGUACAUGCGAAGUUAUUAAAAUUAGAUGACAAACGUUUGCACGACAACAAAAAAGAGCGAGACUGAAUAUUCAUAAAAACAUGAAAAAAUAAAUAAAUAAUGAAAUAUUGUAAAGUAAAUAUUCAAUAAGUCGGUGUUGCAUGGUGUUUGGCGUGAAUGAGAACGCGAUUUGUGGAAGCACAUUAAAAUCAGUUAAACCAAACGUGCAUACAUAAGUAUACAUGGAUAUAUAUAAUUUCCUUAAAUCACUUAAAAUUAAUAUUAAUAAUAGUUGAUAAGUAACUACAUACCUAUAUGUAAAUUAUGUAUUUAAAUAAGUAGAAACACCGUAUAUGAAUUGAGCGAAAAACAAGAAGAUGCUGAUAACAAUUACAAUUCCGAUAAAAGAUGUUUGCUUAAGGGUUGGAGUUGGCAUUAAAAUUAAUCUUAAUGUUAUUGAUCGAUCAAAACCCUAACAAUUACCUAUUGUAUUUUUAAAGCACAUAAAAAUUGUACAAAAUUCAUGCAAUAUAGAUUAAAAAUUAUAUCCUUAACAACACAAAAAACAAAUAUUAUGCUACAAUUCCUUUUAAAGCUUAUCUAUAGAUUGAAGGCAAAUCAUUUUAAUCAUAAGACAAUGAACUACUUUUAAGGUAAUUGGCACAACGAUAUGAUAUUAUACUAUACAUAUGCAUGUAAGCAGACUCGUUUGCCGUAUUAUGUUUACAUUGAGCAGAUAUGUAUAUUAAGCAAUCUUAAAGAACCUUAACAGUAUCGUUGUGUGAAUGAUCCUCAAGGAUAAAUAAUGAUUUCAAAUUAAAAAUCAGCAUAACUUCAAAGCAACAUACUACAUAUAUAUGUAUAUAUAAAUGUGUAACAAACGCAGUUGCUGUUACAUUUUAAACCAGGUUCAGGUGUGCACUCGAGAACAUAUGAACACCUAUGCAUAUAGUUAUAGAAAACACAAUUAAAUGAGCUCCAUAUUCAUGUUUACAAAAAUUUUAUAAGUGAAAGAAAGGAAUUCUACUGAAUUGAUUUUAUUUAUUUUACAAGUUCUGGAAACAAAUGAUAUUCCGGAAAUAUUUUUUAUAUUGAAAACUCUGCGAGAUUUUUAAAUAAAUGAAAAGUUAAUUAAUAUUUAAUUCUUCCUAUUAUGCAUGCAGAAAAAAGUUAUGUUUCGCUUCUGUAUGCAGUUUACUUCAAACAACCCAUUAUUUUGACAAAAUUGUUUUAUUGUUCGUUGGUUUGUUUUAUCCUUAUUAAUUAAAAUCACUAUUUAUCUGUUCGCGUGAUAAUUCUCUUUAGUAUGUUAAUUUUUAUAUAUGAUUAUAAUAAUUUUUGUUUUCUAAAUUUUUAAAAUUUAUUAUGUAUAAGAAAGUUCCAUAUGAUUGUAAUGUAAAUACUUUGUACAUAUUAAAAUUAUAGACGCUGUUGAAGUAGAAAAAAUCAUAAAAAAUCCCUUAAUACUUCAAAAUAGUUUUCCCUUCAGUGUGUAUGUGUCUACAAUUUCUGAAUGUAUUGACCGAUGAUGUAUUUGUUUAAAUUACAUAAUAUAAACUAAAGUUAUUAAAAACUUUCAUUUUAUUGCAACUUAGGAUAAAAAAGAAACUACUAUUAUAUUUAUUAUAAUUAGUACUAUAUUUGUAGUAGGUAUAAAACAAACAGACGUUUUUUUCAAAUAUACAGAAAUUAAAAAACAAA